Messenger RNA from Acanthoscelides obtectus, 594 nucleotides. The record is from the annotation of a GenBank genome assembly. NCBI's taxonomy places the organism in Eukaryota, Metazoa, Arthropoda, Insecta, Coleoptera, Chrysomelidae.
AUGCGCGGUAGACAUGUUCCAUCUAACAAGACUUCCCAGGAAGAUAAGCAAGUUAUUAUGAAUCAUAUUGAAAGCUUUCCAUUAUCAGAGUCGCACUACUGCAGAAAAUCUUCACAGAGAAAAUACUUGGAUGCUAAGCUUUCUAUCGCAAAAAUGUACUCUUUGUACAAAGAACUAUGUCAAAAAGACAGUCGCAAUCCCAAAAGCAUGACAACAUACAAAAGAAUUUUUUGUCUGGAGGAUAACUACUCAUUUUUCAAGCCACGAAAGGAUCAGUGCGCUGUAUGCAUGAAAUACCAGUCAGCAAAUGCUGAUCAGAAAGCUGCCCUAGAACUAUCCUACAGUGAGCACAGCGUGAGGCUCACGCUAUUAUUUCCAAACAAAAAGAUAAAGACAGAGCAACCAGAGACUCCACAUUUGUUACUGCGACAUUUGAUCUCCAAAGUGUAUUGCAGAUUCCAAGUAGCGAUGUGUCACCAAUGUAUUAUAGUAGAAAACUUUAUGCUUACAAUCUCACUAUUUACGAAGGUGCCCCAUCCAGUAAUGCAUACUGUUAUACCUGGACGGAAGUCAAUGGAGGAAGAGGCAGUAUAG